AUGAGUGUUCAGGAGUAUAGUGUAUACUUCGAUUCAUUAGCUAGAUAUGCUCCAGCUAUGGUGGCUGAGAUGGAAGAUCAAGUUCAUCUUUUCGUGGCUGGUCUAGGGCCACACUUGAUAGAUGAGUGUACGACAGCUGUGUUACAGCCAGGGAGUGCACCUCCGCUGUUUCCUCGCCCUAGAUUUGAUCGGUCUUCUUAUUCCGGAGCAGGCCAGAGAUUUAGAGCAUCAAGUUCUCAGCGUAGACUAGAGUCAGGCCAGAGACCACCGGUACCGCGGUGUGCCCAGUGUGGUAGAUUACACUAUAGACAGUGUCGAUUGGGAUUAGAUGCCUGUUAUGCUUGUGGCCAGCCAGGUCAUGUGAUGAGGGAGUGUCCAUCAAGAGGGGGUGCAGACAUUGUUCAGCCUAUAGGGUCCGUAGCUGGUUCUUCUUCAUCAGUACGCCCUUCAGGGAAAGUUUCCCAGACACCAGUAGGACGUAGUAGAGGGAGGAGUGGAGCAUCUAGCUCGAGUGGGCCUCAGCACCGCGUCUAUGCACUAGCCGGUAAACAAGAUCAUGAGACAUAUCCUGAUGUUGUUACAGAGCUUGAGUCGAUCAAACCGUUUGAGCUAUCUAAGCCAGUUGGUGAUCCAGUCAUAGCUAGGAAGAUAUAUCAAAAACGUGUAAUGAUUUAG
Messenger RNA from Lycium barbarum (goji berry), 675 nucleotides. RefSeq lists its product as uncharacterized. The transcript has 3 exons. The record is from RefSeq and is a predicted model, not a curated record. Gene Ontology annotation, molecular function: zinc ion binding; nucleic acid binding. The coding region runs from base 1 to 675 and encodes 224 amino acids. Lineage: Eukaryota; Viridiplantae; Streptophyta; Magnoliopsida; Solanales; Solanaceae.